UGUAUCAUUUCUCAUAUAGCACCCGCUUGACUUUCUCUACUUAUUUAUUCGAGAACUUGCCCCUUAUGCUGGAUUUCAGCACCUCCCCCAAGUGUCUCCAUCGUCAUCGCUUCCCUCCCCUCUUUCUCCGACUCUAGUUUCCUCUUCUCUUCUCUUAUCAGAAACAUGAGCGCUUUGAGCAUGAUAGAGGCAAGGCUGCCUCCAGGUUUUCGGUUUCAUCCACGAGAUGACGAGUUAGUCUGUGACUACCUUGAAAACAAAAUAUCUGGAACCGAAAAUGGAACUUUUCACUGCUGCCUCAUGUUGGUCGACGUUGAUCUCAACAAGUGUGAACCGUGGGAACUUCCAGAAAUCGCAUGUGUUGGAGGAAAGGAGUGGUACUUUUUUAGCCUUCGCGAUCGAAAGUAUGCCACAGGGCAACGCACAAAUCGAGCAACCGAAUCUGGUUAUUGGAAGGCAACAGGGAAAGAUCGACCUGUGAUGAAGAAGGGAGUACUUGUAGGAAUGAGGAAGACUCUAGUAUUCUACGAAGGAAGAGCCCCUAAAGGGAAGAAAACCGAUUGGGUCAUGCAUGAGUUCAGAAUAGAGACAAAUUCAAAAAAUUCAACAAAUCUUUCCACCAAAGAGGACUGGGGCUUAUGUAGAGUGUUCUUCAAAAGCAGAGGCACAGCUCCAAACCUGAUAGAAACGACCGUACAUCACUACGAUCACAACGCCUCUUCUUCCCUCCCUCUAAUGGAUACAUACAUCACAUUUGAUCAUGCAACAGGGAAUCACAACCAGACCCAGAUGAGUAACUUGCAGGGGUUUCAUCCAGUGCAACAUGUUCCUUGCUUCUCUAACCCGCUUUCGAUGCUCACCACAACCAUGUCCCAUCUACCGGUCCCGCCAAUGCAGUCUGCAUGCCAACCGCCUGCCGAUAUCGACGCCUUCCUGAUGAACCCUACUUGUGAGAUAAAGGUGAUAAAGGCUGUGCUCAGUCACCUCACCAUGCUUGAGGGAGGGCAAAAGAGGGAGGCUUCUAUGAGUUCAGGAGAUGGCCUACAAAACAAUUGGUAGCUUGUUCAACCUUAAGGAGAAUUUAUAUGUUUGUAUGGUUAAAAUUAACAUAUUAGGAACCUAGCUAGUGUGCUAUUGAGCGUAUACAAACAAAGCAUAUACAUAGAUGAAUAUGUAUAUAGAUUACACACCAACAUGUAUUUGCAAU
Molecule: messenger RNA, 1207 nt
Organism: Phalaenopsis equestris
Lineage: Eukaryota; Viridiplantae; Streptophyta; Magnoliopsida; Asparagales; Orchidaceae
Product: NAC domain-containing protein 21/22-like
Exons: 3
Coding region: 166-1059 (297 amino acids)
Biological process (GO): regulation of DNA-templated transcription
Molecular function (GO): DNA binding
Source: RefSeq, a predicted model, not a curated record